This is a messenger RNA of Python bivittatus (Burmese python), 2943 nucleotides long. It is a transcript of the gene TTC8, whose product is annotated as tetratricopeptide repeat domain 8. Gene Ontology annotation, biological process: non-motile cilium assembly. Gene Ontology annotation, molecular function: protein binding. The record is from RefSeq and is a predicted model, not a curated record. NCBI's taxonomy places the organism in Eukaryota, Metazoa, Chordata, Lepidosauria, Squamata, Pythonidae. Gene Ontology annotation, cellular component: BBSome; non-motile cilium; ciliary basal body.
AAAGCGAAGCUGCGACGCCGGGCCUAGGCAGGAGGGAAGGGUAGCGUGGCUUUGUUGUUAGCCGUUUGCCGUGUGACCCGCUCAUGGGGCUGGAAAUGGACCCGUUGCUGCACGCCUUGAGUUACUUCAGGCGGAGGAAAUUCCAGCUCUGCUCGGAUCUGUGCUCCCAGUUGCUGGAAAAGGAACCCGGCGACCAGGCUGCUUGGUGUUUGAAAAUGCGAGCAUUAACUGAAAUGGUUUAUGUGGAUGAAAUUGAUGUGGAUCAGGAAGGCAUAGCUGAAAUGAUGCUGGAUGAAAAUGCAAUUGCACAAGUUGCACGACCUGGUACUUCACUUAAAGCUCCUGGAACUGGUCAGGGGGCUGGGCCUAGCCAGGCCAUCAGACCACUGACUCAAACAGGGAGACCCCUGACAGGUUUUGUGCGGCCUAGCACACAGGCUGGGAGACCAGGUAGCAUUGAACAGGCCAUAAAAACUCCAAGAACUGCUCACACUGCCCGUCCAAUGACUAGUGCUUCAGGGAGAUAUGUCAGGCUUGGAACAGCCUCCAUGCUCACUAAUCCUGAUGGUCCUUUCAUAAAUGUAUCUAAACUGAACUUAAAUAAUUAUGCUCAAAAACCAAAGUUGGCGAAGACUUUGUUUGAAUACAUUUUUCAUCAUGAGAGUGAUGUUAAGAAUGCUUUAGAUUUGGCAGCAUAUGCCACACAGCAUGCCCAAUUCAAGGACUGGUGGUGGAAAGUGCAAAUUGGGAAAUGUUAUUACAGACUAGGAUUAUAUCGUGAAGCAGAAACGCAGUUUAAGUCAGCUCUCAGACAACAGGAUAUGGUAGAUACAAUACUGUAUUUGGCAAAAGUAUAUUCCCGCUUGGAUCAGCCUUUGACAGCUUUAAAUGUUUUCAAACAAGGUUUAGAACAAUUUCCUGGAGAAGUUUCCCUUCUUUGUGGUAUGGCCAGGAUUCAUGAGGAAAUGAACAACAUUUCUGCCGCUGCAGAAUGCUAUAAAGAUGUCUUAAAACAAGAUAAUACCCAUGUGGAAGCCAUUGCAUGCAUUGCAAGUAAUCAUUUUUACUCUGACCAGCCAGAGAUAGCUUUACGUUUUUACAGGCGGCUCCUGCAGAUGGGCAUUUAUAACAGCCAACUCUUUAACAAUCUGGGCCUCUGCUGCUUCUAUGCCCAGCAAUAUGACAUGAUUCUCAGUUCAUUUGAACGUGCACUAUCUCUAGCAGAAAGUGAGGAGGAAGCUGCAGAUGUGUGGUACAACUUGGGACAUGUAGCUGUGGGAAUAGGUGAUACAAACUUGGCUUACCAGUGUUUCAAACUGACUUUGGCCAACAACAAUGACCAUGCAGAAUCCUAUAAUAACUUGGCUGUGUUGGAAAUGCAAAAAGGUCAUAUUGAACAGGCAAGAGUGUUUCUGCAGACUGCUUCAUCAAUAGCACCUCAUAUGUAUGAGCCACAUUUCAAUUUUGCUGUGUUGUCUGAAAAGGUUGGAGAUCUCCAAAGAAGCUAUAUAGCAGCUCAGAAGUCCAAAGAAACUUUUCCAGAGCAUGUGGAUACUCAGCAACUUAUUAAGCAGUUAAAACAGCACUUUGCCAGAGUCUGAUGUACCUCCCAUCAAUGAAAAUAUUUAAUUAGUUUUCUUCAGAAUUGCAGACUUGUGCAAAAUUACAAAGGAGAGGGUUAAUGUUACUUUCAGAAUAUUUUUACAUUUAUAUUCUGAGAAUUCUAUUCAGACUGGGUGCAAACUGAACCUUGUUACUGUCUUCAGAUGGUUAAAAGCUGCUUAGCAGAGUCUUGUUUUUUAAAAAUAAUCCCUGUCUAGGGGCAACAUUCAUUUUAGGUAUAUUAAGUGGAGCAAGGCAAGUUUCAUAAUGAGUAAUGGGAAUAUUUCCAUAUAAGAACUGCUUAAAAAAGAAAUGUAACCUUGUUUGAGGAUGUAUACAUGUUUAUUCCUUUUUCAAGGAAGCAUUUUCUUCUUUAUUUACUACCUAAUUAUAGUGUUUUUAUGAACAAUCUUGUCACAGUAAGUGAGCUCAAGUGACAGAUACAAAAUUGUUUAACUUUUUGUUGCACCAGAGCAGGUUUAGAAUGUAACUUUUAUUUAGGAAGAUCAUAUAUUAUUAUAUAUAUUAUACGAGAGGCAUAACUCUUAGUGAUGAACUAAGGAAUGUACACGUAUCUCUGUAUUAUUAAUACCCAAAGUCUGGUAUGUGCUGGCUCCAGGUGUCAGUUCAUGGCACUCUUUUGUUCAUGGUUGCAGGAUCAGUGAAGGCUGUAUAACAAAAGUAGUGGUUGGCAUUUGCAAAGAAGAGCUUGUUUUCUCUUCCUUUCACUGUCUAAAUGGGUAUUAAUGAAGAAAGAGAGACAGAAAGAGAGCUUCAGUUGGAUCUAUACCUUCAAAGCAAUGAAACCUGGAGUGUGUACAAAUCUGAAUAUCUGAGCCCAAUGGGAUAGGUUCCCUCGAGAAAGAAAGGCAAAAGUAUGAAGUAUUUACCCUCCUUAGUUUUCCUUCAUUUCUGAAUCCAAGUUGAAUUCUGGAUUUUCAUUUGCAGUGAGAGCUUUGAGAACUGUGCACAUCUGCAAUAAAUGAACUUCCAUCUUAUAUGAUGGAUAUUUUUGACAACUGAUGCAUUUUCUGUUAUUUUUCCUAAUGUUGCUUUUAGUGAAGGAUCAUUUGUUUGUUAUAAUUCUAAGGGCAGUUGAUCCUUAAUACAUAGAUAAAAUGAACAUCUUAACUUUAUGUUAUAUAACUUCCCUGUGUCUUUUUAUUGUUACAGAUUAUAAAUGCCAUGUACCAUUGCAUUGUAUGUACUUCCAUAAGAGGUCAAUCAAGUUGGUUAAAAUUAAACAGUCUCUCUUUUCCUAUAUUGCCUUCUCAGACCAAGAAGCUGUUAUAUAAUGCAUAUAAUGGAGCCAGUUUGGUCUAGUGGUUAAGGCACCAGGCU